Molecule: messenger RNA, 591 nt
Organism: Loa loa (African eye worm)
Lineage: Eukaryota; Metazoa; Nematoda; Chromadorea; Rhabditida; Onchocercidae
Exons: 4
Biological process (GO): positive regulation of mitochondrial translation
Source: RefSeq, a predicted model, not a curated record
UAAAAGUUGCAAUAUGGGAAGCGCAAUUGUUAGAAUACGCUGAACCACUUGCAAAAGCUUCAAAGGGACUUAGUAUUGGUAGGAUUCCUUUGAAGCGAAAAAAUGUACUGAUGCAAACUGGUACUUUAUUAUCACUUAGGCAUUCAAUUAAUUUAAACACAAACUUGAUUGAUUCCGAUUUUUAUUGGGAGAAGCAAGACUUGGAACCAUAUUAUAGGAUGGCUUUAAAACAUUUCGCCGUUGCCGGCCGACGAAGAAUGUUAAAUGCGCAGUUAGAUUAUUGUAGUGAAAUACUGAAAGUGGUGAACGGUAUGCAAACUCAUAAUUGCGAAGCACGACUGGAAUGGAUGAUUAUUUAUCUUAUUGUAAUCGAAGUAUUCUUUGCGAUAAUUGAUCAUUUUGGUUUUAAUUUGGGUCCUCCACAAAAGGUUUUUAUUGAUAACUGUGAAGAAUUAAUAAACGGUAUCAAUGAAGCAGUGCAAAAAAAUCGAUGAUUAGCAAUAUUUCUAUGCUAUGUCCCUCUAUCUCUCUUUUUUCCGUGUUCUAGUUGUUAUUUCACGACAGCAUAUUAUGAUUAUCUUAAUCCAUUCG